Messenger RNA from Ostrinia furnacalis (Asian corn borer), 2266 nucleotides. RefSeq names its product apterous A (gene Bmap-A). The transcript is spliced from 6 exons. Gene Ontology annotation, molecular function: RNA polymerase II transcription regulatory region sequence-specific DNA binding; DNA-binding transcription factor activity, RNA polymerase II-specific. The record is from RefSeq and is a predicted model, not a curated record. NCBI's taxonomy places the organism in Eukaryota, Metazoa, Arthropoda, Insecta, Lepidoptera, Crambidae. Bases 163 to 1362 code for a protein of 399 amino acids. Gene Ontology annotation, cellular component: nucleus. Gene Ontology annotation, biological process: regulation of transcription by RNA polymerase II; neuron differentiation.
CGUUACUAUAGGCGGGUGGGUGGGCCCGGCCCGCUGGCCGCCCGACGCCAGUCGCGCGUCGGACGCCGCGGGCCGCGCUAGUGCGUCAUGCGUGUCAGUGCAGUGUAGUGGGGCGGCGGCCCAAACGUUCGAUUAAAGAAAAACACAAAAAUUGAUCCCCAGAUGGGAGUUUACGAGGAGAGGGGGGCGAUGCACUGGCAACAGAGUGAGAGGUACCUAUCUUCGGCAUACGAGGGGGGAGGCGAGCUGUCCCCCGCGGCGCCGGCGGCGUCGCCGGGCUCCCCGCGCGAUUGCACGUCGUGCCGCAAGCGCGAGCCCCCGGACGAGCCCCCGGUGCCCCCGGCCGAGGAGCCCUGCGCCGGCUGCGGCGCCCGCAUCACCGACCGCUUCUACCUCCUGGCGCUGGAGCGGCGUUGGCACACCCCCUGCCUGCGGUGCUGCGAGUGCAAAAUGCCGCUGGACUCGGAGCAGAGGUGCUAUGCGCGGGACAGCAGCAUCUUCUGCAAGAACGAUUACUUCAGGCUAUACGGUUCAAAACGGUGCGCCCGAUGCAACACGACCAUCUCGGCUUCGGAGAUGGUGAUGCGCGCGCGAGAUCUGGUGUUCCACGUGCACUGCUUCUCUUGCACGCUCUGCAAUGCUCCCCUGACCAAGGGCGACACCUUCGGCAUCAGGGAUUCAGCAGUAUACUGCAGGCUGCAUUACGACACCAUGCCGGAGUACGGGCCCCACAUGGCCGUGCCGGGGCCGCCCCAGAUGUGCCCCGGCCCGUACGCGGGGCCCCCGCCCGGGCCCCACUACCCCCCCUACCCCUCGCCGGAGUUCUCCCGGGUGGAGGCGGAUGUCCCCAAAGGCCCCUUCUUCAACGGGGCCGCGGCGCCCCCUCCUCGGCAGAAAGGCCGGCCCAGGAAAAAGAAGCCCAAAGACCAAGAAAUUAUGACAGCGAAUCUUGAUCUGAACUCGGAGUAUAUGGAGAUGGGGUUCCGCGGUGCUGGAGGGAUGGGCACCACAUCACGGACGAAGAGGAUGCGGACUAGCUUCAAGCACCACCAGCUGCGCACCAUGAAGUCCUACUUCGCCAUCAACCACAACCCUGACGCGAAGGAUCUGAAGCAGCUGAGCCAGAAGACUGGACUGCCGAAGCGCGUUCUGCAGGUGUGGUUCCAGAACGCGCGGGCGAAGUGGCGGCGCAUGGUGACGAAGCAGGAGAACAAGAUGGCGGAGAAGUGUUCUCCGGACGCGUCGCUGGAGCUGGACAUGUACCACGGGCCCAUGGGCUCCAUCCAGUCGCUGCCGCCGCAUAGCCCGCCCUACAGCGUCAUGGGCGGCCCGCCCAGCCCCAGCUCGAUGGACUGCGCAUAGCCCCAGUUCUGCGCCUUAUGAGCGCCCCGACUGGCUCACCAGUACGCGACUAGUGGAGGGUUCAUGUAGUGUCGGCUAGGAGGAGUGAGUGGCGACGGACUCGUAACUGGGACUGAGGUACUCUGCAGUACGCAGUGAGUUCAGUGAUGGAUCCACGGUUGUGUAGGUUCAGAGCUCGGCACGUGCACGAGCGUGCUCUGUUGAAUUAGAUCUGUUUGUUGAAUCUCAAAGGUUGUAAAUUUCAUCAUUUAAUGUAGUCCGAGUUAGUGCCGGAUUUUUAAUCUCUACAUCGUCUCCCCGGAUGGAGCUGUGCCGGCACUCGCCUCGCAUCUCCUUGGAACGCGAGCUUCAUCCGAGGACCGGUUAUUAAAUUGGUAAAUUACAGUAGAGGCGUAUUAUAACUACAAUAAUUAUAAUAAUAUACGUCUAAGGUUUCACAAAGACCGAAUAUAUCGAAUAUCACUUUGUAUAUGUUGGUUCUACAAACCGAAACUAUGAAGAAAGUUUUUUUUAUUAAUAUAUUGAAUACUAUUUAUUUAUUGAACAUUAAUAUUUAAUUUGAAUUUAAGUAUAAUUAUAAGGAAUUUUAGGUAGAUGUGAAAAUUUUCCAUAGAUUAAUGAUUAGGUUGUAAUGUAGAAUAGAGAAAAGCGUAAAAAUUGGCCGGUCAAAAACUGAAUGAAACAUUUUUAAUGAAUUUUGGAAAUGUGUCUAAUAAUGGUCUUUUAUGUAGUUGUAAGCAUUAUCUAAGUAUAAUUAUUACUCCGGCUAAAUAAACGCACCGUUAGUUCCUUUUUUUUGUAUAGAUUUAAAGUACUUUAUGAAUAAUCUGAAAUAAUGUUAAUGUAGCAGACUCAAACGAAUAAUGUAACCGUUUCAAUGUAUGCAAUCAAUAUGUAAACCUAU